UUUCGACGAGGUUCCGUGGAGAGGCUUCGUUGGGUAUACCGUUUGUAGCACUGCAGCCAUGGUCUGUUUUCUCGCGAGCAUCGCCGAUCGGUUUUAAAAGGCACAAUGGAUGACCGUCAGACUCGUGAGACGCAUCGAUCACUAUGUUUUCUUCAAUGUAGCGGGAAUCAAGGGCGCCUCUGUUCUGCCGCACCACUGGAACACGCUCUCGGGCGUUGAGUAAUAGGGCAGACAGUGCCCCAAGACAGCACCAUGGCUGCUUCGAAGCAGUCCUUGAGCUGUCGAACGUCUUCCACGAGUCGCAUCAACACGGAGUGCAUUUCUCACCAUUGGACGAUCGAAAACUUCCGAAAAUGCCAGUUCUUUCAGAGUGGGACGUGCCACAGCGAAGAGUUUCCAAAGGACUCGCUUCAAGUGAGGCUCAAGCUGAGGAUGGACUUAGCUCGGGACCACGCCUCCAUCUGCGUCGUUCCCGUACAAGGGAUGCAGGGUCGAAACUGCGUCUACACUCUCACUUUGCUCGGCGAAGGGGGAAGACCAGUCCAGCGUUACUUCCACAACGGGUUUCACUCUCUCUACCGAGGAACAAAUAAUUAUCACGGAAUCGAGAUAGCGAAAUCGUUUCUCUACGACCCUGACAUUCAAUGUAUGAACGGAGACUCCCUCAGCAUCCUCUUUGAAGUCGAGUUCCUGGCCGAGAGCACGAACACUCCGGUCAGAAAGUCUGACAUCCCGGUCAGCCCUCUCCUGAAGAACAUCUCUUCGCUGCUGGAAGACAAGACGUUUGGAAAUGUUCAGCUUGCCGUUCAGCGGCGGAACCUGUAUGCGCACCGCGACGUAUUAAUGCUGUCGUCGCCGGUGUUCGGCGCCAUGUUCACGCAUCCUACGAAGGAAUCUCAAGAGCAGGCCAUCAACUUACCCGACCAGUCGUUCGAUGCGAUGAAAGAGAUGCUGCUGUUCAUAUACACGGGUGAGGUGCCAAACUUGGACAAGGUGGCUGAAGACCUGUACGUAGCCGCGGACAAGUAUUCGAUGGGCGACCUGAAAGCGCUCUGCGGAGACUAUCUCGGUGCAAACUUGACUGUGGAAAGAGCUGCGGACGCGUUCGUUCUCUCAAAUAUGUACAGUGACAAUGACUUGUGUAAAAGCAUCGCGAGGUUCAUUGCCGACCACCUGGUGGCAGUGAGGAGGACCAUGGGGUGGAAGAAUAUAUGGGGAAAGCCCGACAUAACGGAAAAACUUUUUAUGCAUAUCGCUGACAUAGGAAGCACUCCCGACUCCCCGAAAUGAAGGGCGUUGUAUGGCAGUGCCGUUCGAAUGUAUUAAAUGUGGUGAUAAGUGUAAGCAGCGUGCUACGAUCAGAGUGUAGCAUCCAGGGAAGUUGUGAUUUUGAUCACGAUUGAUUUUGAUUUCGAUCCCUUUUAUACCAAACACAAGCGUAAUGAAACAUGGCUUACAUCCUGUUCCUUGCAUGUGCAAAUAGAAAAAUUCGAGGUACAGUGCAGUCCCGUUAAUUUGAAAUUCUGUUAAUUUGAAAUCAUCUAUUCGAACUGAUGCUCUCGUCCCAGCAAAAUCGUGUAUUUCUAUGCAGGGGAAACGCUCAGUAAAUCAAACACAUGAACAUGCACUGCGUUUUUUUUUCGCUGGCGCAUUUAGUACGCAUUGGCUCGCAUGCUGCUAGCAUGCCAGGGACGCCUUUACUUAUUAAGCCUUUAUUAUUAAGUUUAUUGUAUUAUUAAGUCAUACCACGAUCAGCUUAUACCGGAACACCUCUUACAAAGACAUACGAUACCAGGAUAACACUCACUUAUUAAUUCAAGUUAUACCGGGAAAGACCACACAAGGGAAAGAAAUAUUGCAGAAUAUGACUUGUAGUGAAGAAAACAUAUGAAUUCCACAAAUAACAUUUACUGAAGCACACCAAAGGGUCGGGAAACCAAAUGGAAAUUGUCCCACAUUUUCGUCAGACUAAUAAUCAUUUGAGUAGGUGAACGGCCUGAAGCUGUAUUCCGGCUCAUCACAAUGCUAUCCCCAAGAGGUCCAUUGGCACACUUCUCCAGGCGCUGCAAUUCACUUUCACUGUUCUGUUAUGACUACGUGUUCGCAUGUAAUUUCACGGUGAGGUCUUCUUUCAACAAGACUUACACUUUGUUGCUAAUUUUUUCGCCCAUCAAUUUCGAAGCCCUAUUCAGAAAGCUAUGUAAAGUGGCAGCCAGGUGCAAGAGGCUUGUGUUGUGUGUGACUGAUAUCAGUUUAGGAUGUUCUCAAUAUUCUUCAGUAAGUGUUAUUUGUGGGAUUUGUACAUUUCCUUCACUAUAAGCAGAGCAUCACCCCAAACCAGAACCAAAAACAGAAAAGAACAGAUAUUUUUUUGCCAGAACCGAACCGAAAAGGCCGCCGUCAUCUUGGAGCUGUACCUGAACCAAACCGAUUUAGAAAAUUUCGGUUACCAUUUCAAAACUGGUUCCAAAGGCAUUGACAGUUCAAGACGGACCGUUUUUCGUAUUACCCCAACCUGUUCCAAAAGUGACCGGUUCAUGCGACAUUUUUUUCAACGAGAGUCUCCAAUACAAGCGGAAAUGCAUAGCUGGAUGCCCGCAUCGAUGGAGACAACGUAUGACAACUGCGCUCUAUAGUUUCGUUACAGUGCUCUUCAGUUACAGUGUUACCCUUCUAGAACACUGUAGUUUCGUUUUCCCACAAGCGUUCUUUCACAGCUUUGCGGCCAUCCUGGCAGCUAUACUGCUUUCCGCCACCUUUAGUCAGGCACGGUUUCAUGCCCGCACCAACUAGUGUGUACCUGGGGGGGUGCGCCCUCCUAAUCUGUGUAACCUAACCUAGCUAAAAUGCACUUACCUGAUCUAACCCAAGGCUCAUACCUUUCGCAAGAUCACCCAUCCGAAGCCGUUAGGCUUACCGUGACCGUGUUUUUCUAUGGUUCAGAUGAUGUUAAUGAAAUGCAUAUAAAAAAGGUUCUAGACCACAGAAUUUUAUAAUUCUUAUAUUUUUAGACUCUGUAUAUGGCCUCCUCUCACUUCCACACAUUAUUUCACUUUUAAACGCACUCACGAACUUUUAAAAGCCACCAGUCCCACUGCUAUAGUACAGACCAUGGGGAUAAAGGUUCUGGAACUUUCCUACCGUUUAUUUUAGUGCGUAUACCUUGUGCAAUGAUCCGGUUGGAACAGAUAUGUGUGUCCUCCUGGAGCUGAACCAAACCGGAAAAAAAUUUGGCUUGAUGCUCUGCUACAAGUCACAUUCUGUGAUCUUUUUUUUUUCCUCGUAUGGUCUCUCUCGGCAUGACUUUAAUAGGUAUGAGAUAAACGUGGAACAAAUUCACUUUGCAUGAUGUGUCCUGGUACCAGUCCCAUUAUAUUCCGCCGCAAAUGUGGGGCAAGGUCUAGUGAGCAAUGACGCGUCAGAUCUUCGGUACUCUUCAGUUCGCAUUAAUGGGAUUGCGCUGUCCCCCCCCCCCCCCCCCCAAGGUUUGGAAAUUCUGCACUGCAUACUUUUAGCUCUUCAUCCUACAUACAUAAUGCUGUGAUUAUACUCAUGAGCAUUCUAAGAGGGGAUGUGCUAAGAACACACAGUGCAGGACCCUAGAAGUUUUCUUUUUGUGGUGAAAUGUUUGAUCACACAACGUUUUAAUGCAAACAAUACAGAUGCAACACAUCUGCAGAGCACUCCUGUUUUUGUACCAGUUGUCAGACAGGUGUGUUAUGCGAUCAAAUCAGUCAAUUAAGAGCAAGGCCACGUGUUGCACAAGUGCAGAGCUUUGGCUCUAGCAUUGAGAGAUUAAAUGUUUUUCUCAGAAUGCG
Messenger RNA from Ornithodoros turicata, 3818 nucleotides. RefSeq names its product speckle-type POZ protein-like. Gene Ontology annotation, biological process: proteasome-mediated ubiquitin-dependent protein catabolic process; regulation of proteolysis. Gene Ontology annotation, cellular component: cytoplasm; nucleus. Gene Ontology annotation, molecular function: ubiquitin protein ligase binding. NCBI's taxonomy places the organism in Eukaryota, Metazoa, Arthropoda, Arachnida, Ixodida, Argasidae. The transcript has 2 exons. The coding region runs from base 253 to 1290 and encodes 345 amino acids. The record is from RefSeq and is a predicted model, not a curated record.